AUAGUUGUAACUACAGUUGCAUCUAAGAUCUUCAGGUCGAUUGAGAUUAAAUUAUUAAACUGGAAUUGUAUUGGCCAUUUUUUGAACUCUUGAAAUGUCAAAAAUAUUCGGACACACGAGUCACUGAUGCGUGAAAAGAAAUGGAGAUUUAAGUCCUUUACGCAGCUCCAUUGAUAGAACAACCAGGGAAGCUCCGCUGAGUUUUAACACCUUGCGUGCAGCAGAGAAAUCAUAACGCUGAGCUCUACUCGGCACUCAGCCGAAAGGGUAGAAGAGUAAGGGGAGGCGGGAGAGUCGGCGGGAGGGCAUCGUGGUGAGGGUUGUGUGCGUAUUUGGGGAGGGUUGGAGUUUCAGUCAGCCAAUGAAGGAAGUCCUGGAUCUACGCGACACGUUGAGAGGUUAUAAAUUGUGAGGCGUACGGUAUCGAGGUACAUUUAAACUGAGCUGCGAGGGGGCAGGGAGACACGCUCUUACAGCGCAACGAAACAACAACUAAACCAACACCUGGGUCUCUGUCGUGAGGAAUUGGUCCUCUUUUCGGAGAUGUCCCACGUCCAGUUAUCGAGCAGCGCGCUGGAGAGGCUGGUGGCCCGCAGGACCUUCCCUCUCCAGAGGCGCACCGGCGUGUGCCGCAGUCUUUUCGGGCCGGUGGAUCACGACGAGCUGAGUCGGGAUGUGAAAGCCAAGCUGCGGGAGAUUUCCGAGCGGGACCAGCAGAGAUGGAACUUUAAUUUCGAGGACAACACCCCGCUGGAAGGGGACUACGAGUGGGAAGAGAUGCCCGUGGAGAGGACGGCGGCGUUUUAUCGGGAAUCGGUGCAGAGCGGCAGGACGCGCGUCCCGGCGACGCCCGUAAAGCAGACGCCCUCCUCGGAAUCCGUUAUGUCGGAGAGCUCCGACGGGGAUGUAAUGGAGCGCUUAGCGGUACCGGAGAGUGACCGCAGCAGCGUCGUCGGCGGCGACGGGGAAAGCAGCUUCCCGACCCCGGUGGAGGUGAACCAGGAGAACCGGCCGGUCACAGGGAUCUCAGGGACUCGCAGACAGGCUCCCUGUGUUCGGCGCAAGAGGUCGUCGACUGCUGCUGAUGACAACAACACGCACAUCACAGACUUCUUCGUGAAACGAAAAAAGGCUGCCGACAGACUUCCCAAGCCUCCCAUCUCGGUGAAACAAACUUCGCGAAAGAGGAUUCGUUGAACGUGGCGUUUUUUUUCUUCUUCUUCUUUUACACUUUUUUUUUUUUUGGUUGCACUACUUCCCUGCGCGUUUUUGAGGAUUCCUACGGACCGAGAGCCGCUUUUAAGGCCGCCGGAGGAGGGGAAGAAGAGAAACGGGGACAAAGAAGAGGGGAGUCCCGCUAUUCCGCCGGCUCGAACCUCGGUGAAUCCCCGGCGGAACGAAGCCUCGACGCCGCCCGCAGCUCCUCUCAGGACUGAACGGUUUGGGAACUCAAAGGGGCGAGUGGGUGGAAGAAGGGAAAAAAAAAAAAAAAAA
Molecule: messenger RNA, 1494 nt
Organism: Poecilia latipinna (sailfin molly)
Lineage: Eukaryota; Metazoa; Chordata; Actinopteri; Cyprinodontiformes; Poeciliidae
Product: cyclin-dependent kinase inhibitor 1C-like
Exons: 3
Coding region: 544-1197 (217 amino acids)
Biological process (GO): negative regulation of mitotic cell cycle; negative regulation of cyclin-dependent protein serine/threonine kinase activity
Cellular component (GO): nucleus
Molecular function (GO): cyclin-dependent protein serine/threonine kinase inhibitor activity
Source: RefSeq, a predicted model, not a curated record